Molecule: messenger RNA, 501 nt
Organism: Plasmodium vinckei vinckei
Lineage: Eukaryota; Apicomplexa; Aconoidasida; Haemosporida; Plasmodiidae
Product: secreted ookinete adhesive protein, putative
Exons: 1
Coding region: 1-501 (166 amino acids)
Source: RefSeq, a predicted model, not a curated record
AUGAAAAGAAUAUUACUUUUUUUAAUUCCCCUCCUUUUCUUAAUAAUAAAAGCUGAAGGAACAAGAAAACAUUCCAUAAGAAAUAUAGUAAGCACAUAUCCCCAUAAUAAUAAUGUAAAGAACUUUUCAGCAGCAGAAAUAUUUGAACCCCAAACAACAGGCCAAGAGUGUGUAAAAUGUUUACCAGAAAACUUUUGUGAAUGUGAAUGCAGUUGUAAAAAUAAAACAGGCUUUUCAAUGAAAUAUAGAAAUGCUAGCAAAGGAUACAAAUAUUUGGAAGGUGAUGGUAGUAAUCCAUUGGCCGGCCCUAAGGCAUCUUCAAGAUCUGAUAAUAACACCCAACGACAUAGUCUUGAUAUAGGCGCACAUGCAAAGGGAUCAAAAUCAGCAACAAAAUCUGAUAGUAAUAGCGCUGAUAAUGGACCAGUAGAAUGUUUUUCUUCCUGUAAAAGUGUAACAGGAGUUCAAACCGAAGAAUGUAGCUGUUCAUGUUAUUGUUAA